AUGGAGUUGUCUAUGUAUGUAGCGAUGUGGCGCCUUAUCGUAAUCCUAGGAUAUCUUAUCCCUGGAGUGAUCAGUCUGUCCUGUAAGCCUCGUGCUGGUGGAACGCCAGUACCGCUUGGAGUUUUUCUCACAAGCAAACUACCUCAUUCACUUGGUCAACAGCCGUUCGACGCUAAACCUGCAAUAAAGUUAGCGUUGAAUUAUAUUCAAAAUCACUCAUGUAUUCUCGACGGUUUCAAACUGGAACUGAUCUACAAAGAUACUCAGUGCAAAACCUCGCUUGGUAUGAAGGCGUUGUUCGAUCUGAUCGCCUCACGUCCUCGUCCGGUGGCGCUGUUUGGGGGAAUGUGCACUGAGGUGAACGAGCCCGUCGCAAUGGCUCUCAAAUACUGGCAAGUAGUUCAGCUGAGCUACGCAGAGACUCAUGCAAAGUUCGGUACUGCAGACUCACAAGAGGUAUAG
Messenger RNA from Cooperia oncophora, 462 nucleotides. Lineage: Eukaryota; Metazoa; Nematoda; Chromadorea; Rhabditida; Trichostrongylidae. The record is from the annotation of a GenBank genome assembly.